Molecule: messenger RNA, 3462 nt
Organism: Zasmidium cellare ATCC 36951
Lineage: Eukaryota; Fungi; Ascomycota; Dothideomycetes; Mycosphaerellales; Mycosphaerellaceae
Exons: 2
Coding region: 1-3462 (1153 amino acids)
Source: RefSeq, a predicted model, not a curated record
AUGAAAGGCACACGUUUUGAGAGGGACCUCGUCGGCCUCGAAAGAUCGCUCGGGCUUCGCAGUAACCGUGGGAUCUCACGUCAAUCGAAUAAGGACUCUCCUCCCAUCCAGGCGAUCGUCAAUGGCAUGAAGAAAAUUGCCAAAGAAUACGUGGAUCUGACGACCUCCGAGAUACGGCAAUCGGAGCCACUCCGCCAGGAAGUAAACGACCUAUUUGAGGAGUAUGCGCCAGUGAUAUGGCCAGACGAGAACCAUCAGCAGCCAGAAUGGCUUGAAGACCCCGAUCCGUACAAGUUUGAGGGCCGUUAUCCACGGCGUCUCUGCUACAGUGACGAGGAAGACCGCGAAACCCUCCGAGCUCUUUUCUACAACCUGGUGGUCGAGAAAUGCUGCAAUUACCACAGCAAUCAGCUCCAACGCGCUCGCACGUCUCAGCGCCAGAGUUUGGAUUAUCUCGACUCUGCAGGGGAGACGCCUCGAAAGGCUGAGCCUGGUCUUGGCGCAGAAAGCGAUUCUGAGAUGGUCGAUGCAGAAUCAGCGCCACCACAGCCCAUCAGUUCGUACCACGAAAAUACCUACGAAGCGCGAGAAGCACAGUUCAAUCCUGGCGAAUUCUCUUUCCGAGUCUUUCAGGACUACGGAAUGCCCAGUACAGACGCUGGAAGCGGCCCAACUAUCAAGACGACCGAGCCCGCGCCUCCUUCAAGUACUUCAGCUAUUUCAUGGACGCCAGCCAACAUGGCUCCCAAGGAAUACACCCAAGAACCAACUCCUUCCGAAACUGCGACUUCAGAUCGGCCUGAUCGGUCAAUGAGACCCAAACGGAAGCGUCCUCAGCCCAACGAAGAAGAUUUGCUUCCCAAGAAGGUCAGUGGCGAUCGAAAGGCGAAAAAACCAAGAUGGUCCCAAAUAAUUCCCCUCAAGGUCUCCCCUCAUCACCUCGCGCGACUUGCGGAUGGUGAAAGAAUCGCCGAGUCCGUCCCCACGUCACCAGAAGAAGAGACGCCUCCGCCGCAAGACGAUACGAUCAUGUCGAACGCCGGCGAGGAGCAUCCCGCCUCAAAUGGCGGCUCCCUGUCUAGUGCACCGCCGACUCCCACCGACGAGUUUGCCGCUGACAAUGAGAACAUUGUUGUGAAACGAGAUCCACGAUCCAACACGCCGCCCAGCAAACCAGCGCCUGAACGCGUACCUGAGAGUGGAUCUCAAGACGCUCGCGAACAGAAGUCUCCAGUCGACAAUCAACCCGCCGACUUACCCGUCUCCAAUGGGACUAGUCGUCCAGAGAGCGAUCGCCCAGGCUCUGAAAGUGCUCCACCAUCGAGGCCUGUGACUGGUCACCGCGAGAAUGAAACGCCCAAGCCUCCACCACCUGCCCUGACCGGUCCUGCACGGAAAGACCUCUCCACGAUGCCUGAAGUGAAGUGGCGACCGGGCUUCACGAAUACUUCCAGCCAAUCUCCGUUAACCCCUGCGAAUGGAUUGCACACGCAUCACACAGGACCGCUCUCAACAACUUCGCCAUCGCUCUCGCAAGACGGAUUUGGUAGCGGGCGUCCACACGAACGUGAACCGGACGCGGUCGGUGGAGCUGCCAGACCCAUGCCACAGACCACUGCAGCUCCCAAUGCAAAUAGUCCUCGACUUGACUGGCAUCACACGCAGCACCAACCGGGCCAACAACGCCGAGAAAGCCAACCCGCACCGACGCAGGAUCCGCAUGCUGCACACCGUUCGCAAAUCUCGCUUGUGGAGGAAGUUCUAGGUCCUCUGCUCGAAUGUCCAACUGCCCGGGAAGUGCUGCGGAAGACGCCCAAUCUCAGUCGGCCACAGCUUGAGGACAUGAAGAGGAUCCUGGCUCACUCAGCCGAUGCGCAGGCCAACUUUGAUGUCUUCAUCGCUCAUGUCUAUGGGAGACGAGAAGAUGGACCGAAUGGCGGCAGCAUCGCUACCGCACUUGCCUCAGCCAUUCAACCACCGAAUGCACCUCACAUCGCCGGCCCGCCUAGUGCUGCUAUACCAAAAUUCCCACCUCAGCAUGUCCUCCCAUCGAAUGGUCCGCCAAAAUCCAGCGGGCCAUCACCUCGUCUUGGCGCACCUGCACCUUCAAGGCGGAAUACCCGUCCUGAAGACGUUGAUCGAAUUCUGGGUGAUCUUGCGGCUUGCCCCACAGUGAAGCAAGUCCUGCAUAAGAAGCCAGAUCCUCGACGUAGAGAGCUCAAGAUCAUGAGAGAUAUUCUCAGAGAUCAUCCACAGAGCAGGACGGACUUGGAGAUGCUGCUCACGCGAUUGGAGGCACGUCUGGAAGCAGCCGAUCGUGAGAGUGAGCGCAGUCCUUCCCAGGACCACAAAGAGCGGCCUCCAACUGCUGAACCACCACGAGGUGCCCCCUUACCGUCACCGAGAGUCACGCCUGGUCAUGGCAAUCCCUUCAAUGCAUUCGACAGCAACCAGUUUGCCCGCCCACAGCAGCAGCAACCACCACCGCCGGCGCAUGCUGCUGAGCCACGGUACUCUAUCGUUCGAAGCCCACCGACGAGUGAGAGCAGCAGAAGAACGGAAACUCCCCUUCACUCUGUCGAUUCGAACUCUGGACGCCAACCGCUUCCGCCUGGUACUGGUGCAUUCAGACCGGCUGCUCCUCAAGCACCUGCCGACCUUCCCAAACCCCCGCUUCAUCCUCCGACACAACCACAUCAACAGAGACCGCCACCACCUCACCUGCCGUCACAACCACUACAGCAGCCACACCCUCACCCACAUCAAAACGUCCAUCCCCAUCCUACGGGCAACUUCGGUCCUCAACACGCACACGGCCCCUUCGGCCGUCUCCAAAACGUGCCCGGUCAGCCACCAAAUGGACCGCCCCAUCACCCCCAACACCAGCAUCCACAGCACGGCGUGAUGUCCGCACCAGCCGGCCCAGGACGAGCCCUCAUCGGGCAACAAGACGUCUUCGCCGUGAGGCCCAGUCCCGCCCACAACGAGAAAGAGCAACACCAACGCCACAACAUGCCCAUCCGCAGUUCCUCGAUGCAAAGCGAGCCGGAAGUCCAAACUCCUCAACACCCCGCCCACGCCAUGAGCAUGUCUCCCACCCCAGGCGCCACCGCAACAAACUCCCUCGAAGACGUCUCCAUCGAAAUCAACUGGGCUCGCAACCUCGACUACGCCGAUUACUUGACCGGAGAGGCUUGUCUGCACUGCAAGACAGCUGGAGAGUUCUUUUCCCUCAUCGAGGCGCAGAUGCCCGAUGAGUUACAAGGCGUCCACGGCAACGGCAACCGCAUCAAAGAAAUCCGAAUCAAGGCCCUCACUCCUUUGCAGGGCGAAGGCAUCAUGCCGCGGAUCAAACGCGAUGAGGUGUCUGGACGGCCGGCACUGAGGAAGCUGAUCAAGAAGUUGCGGUCGCAGCCCCCGGACGCGGAUAUCGAGUUGGAGUUUCGGGUUGUUUGGGAGUGA